CCGACAAAAAACCCUGUAUAAAAAGCGGAACAUUCGCCAUUGAAGGUGUUUUCACUGUGACAGAUAUGUUACUGAGGGAAGUAAUAACAUUUGUCUGUGCAAUUUUUUCUUGUACAGCAGAAGCAGCCCAGGUCAUUAUCAAAGAUAAUCUAGAAGGAUGUCCACCUAAACCACCAUGUUCAGGGUCAGCCAAUUGUCGUGCUACACUUGUGUAUGAAAAUAUAGGCUCUAAUGUUUGUGCAGUAAGAUGUGACACUAAAUGUGACAGCAGGUGCCCCCCACUGCCACAAUGUCCAGCGAUCAAGGAAGGGUGUACUACAAUAUAUAAGUACUCCCAUAUCAGCUCAGACAAGGUGUGUCCCACUAGGUGUGAACUUCAAUGUGAGUGCCCCCCUCAACCGACUUGUCCUCCCCCACCCUCCCAGGAUUGCAUCACAAUAAACAGGAACAAGAUUAUCAACAACAGAGAAUGUCCCUGGGAGUGUCUGCACCAAUGUUGUAAAAAAGACGUUAAGUGUCCAAAACCAGAUCCAAAUAACGUCUACUGCGUGUCCACCUAUACACAGUACAAGACAAUCAAAGGAAAGAAGUGCGCUACAGGAUGUUUCUGUGUUCCUGAUCCGAACCACGCCACGUUUAAAAGGCGAUGAAAACAUUCUGUAACAGUUUAGACAUUCUUCUUCGAAUGCCCUGUGAAUUGCUACAAUGCUUAAAACCAAUGAUACAGUCCUUAGCGUGUUUUUGCAAUAAAGCAUAAUGUAAAUUGUUGUAUUUCCAGGAUAUUGUUUCAUUGCAUUUUUUAAAAAUAUAAAUACAUACAUAAAAUUUAUAGAGUAGUUUGCUAUAACAUACUAUUCCUUAGGUUUUAGUUACUCUGAGACUCUAUUUUUAUGAUUUGUAGAUGAUCGACUUCAUUAAUGUGUAAAUAUGACCAAAAAUUAACAUACAUUAAAUAUUAAAUACGAUA
Saccostrea echinata is the source of this 967-nucleotide messenger RNA. RefSeq names its product late cornified envelope-like proline-rich protein 1. The coding region runs from base 66 to 650 and encodes 194 amino acids. The record is from RefSeq and is a predicted model, not a curated record. The transcript has 3 exons. NCBI's taxonomy places the organism in Eukaryota, Metazoa, Mollusca, Bivalvia, Ostreida, Ostreidae.